CGGAAAUGAGAGAUCACUCUAGUUGGUUUAUCUAAAACUGAGUGGAGCAUUCUUUCUGCAGUGUAAAACUAUUUUGAUUUUGUUGUCUUUCGAAUAAGAAAUGGAUGAUCAACAAGAAACGUAUAAAUUAUGGAGGAUUAGAAAAACUGUCAUGCAAGUAUGUUUAAUGUUUUAAUGGAUAUAUAAAUUCAUUUAUAGCCUAACUUCAUUAAUGAUUAAUUUCAUUAAUUCGCUAAACUAACCAGAAUGCCAUUCAUUGAGUUGAGUUGACAAUUCAAGAAAUUUUUUAAUGUUGUUAUGUCAUUCAACCGUCAAUCAGGCAUUGCGCAAUCAUUGGAUUGCCACUUGAGCGCAUUAUUUAUUGGCAUUCAAAAAUUGACGAAUGGUCAUUGGCAUUUGACUUAGGGCUAGGGCAUUGGAUUGUGCGAUUGAUUGGGUUGGGGUCUGUUGGAUUUUUUUCAAAUUUUAAUUUAAAUACUGAAACUGUAAAACUUAAGUAAAAUAAUUAAAAUAGGCCCCAAUCUGAAAACGUUGCUGAAACUAAUUUUCCUCAUGUCAUACUCACACAAUCGCUUUAAAAAAUGUAUAGUUCUAACUACGACAAUUUUAGCAUACCAUUUAUCCAUCAUUAAAUAAAUCUGAUCACGUAAGAAAAAUUAAAUUAUGUAGAACAGGAGAAGAAGCCACAAGUAAAUAUCCCAGCACUAUCUAAUGACAGUGAAGUGUCGAUGUAGAUUUAUGGAGAUGGCAGAUUCUAUCAAAGAAACUGUCCUAGGUCACUUAAACUUAAAGCCAUAAGUUGCCAUAACAUUAUUUACAUAAGAUUUAUCGUAAAGGCAAUAAAGUAUAAAGGGUGUAGUUUAUUUUCCUCCCAAGUAAAAUAAAGUUCACACAGUACACAUAUUAGAAAAUCUAAUCAUAAUGUCUUUUGUGAGAUAGUUCACAUCCUUCCAUCUCUGUGAUAUGAUUGUGUAGCUUCUGUAUUUUAGUACUUUCUUGAGAGUGGCUAUGAGACAGAUCUUGGAGUGGCACUCUCACUGCACUAUUCACAGGGGAACCUUGACUGCUGGUUUUUAAUGGCCUUACAUAUUGCUGUAAGGGAUUAGUUUUGCGGAAACUCUUCCUACAUUCAUUGCUUUGCCAGGUAGAAUUAUGUUCAGUGGUUCACCCAGUGUACCCAUUCACCGAUUUCGAUGUUGGCUUCCCUCAUGUUUAUUUAACCAAUGUUUUUAUAGCACAGACAUUAAGUCUUUGCUCUCUGCCUAUUCUCCAUAAAGUAAGACAGAAAUAUGGCCUCUCUCCAUUAUCUUAACAUAGCCUCAUACUAACAUUGGAAAACAUGCUACAAAUUUCAGUGCACUUCAGAACCCUUAUGUCAGGCACAUUGUCCUGCCAUUAAAUACACCAAAGACAGGUCAGGUGGAAGCUGUUGAGUUUCUGUUUAUGUAUGUGCUCCAUUUGUCACUGCCAUAGAGGAGCGUACUACUAAGCACUCAUGUCUGGUAGACAUUUAGUUUUGUGUUUUCAGUGAGUUUAGAAUUAUUCCACACACACACAUUAUUUAAUCAGACCAAAAUUUACUGGGUCAAGAAGCAUGAAUAAAAAAAAAAACAUGCCACAGAAGAAAACAACUUUGGGCAAACACUGGCCUACAUAUUAAUCUACAUUGUGAUUAUACUGUUUUCUAAUUAUUCAUAAUUGCAACAUGUGCUAACACCAUUCUAAUUCUACUAUGAAAUUUCCAAAUUAUUCCUAAAUCAGUGGAUUUUUAUUGAUAAACAAGUUUCUUCUGUACGGGGUGUCAUAGAUUUUCAUUGUCAGGGGAAAUGACCCUGCUAUGAAUCAUGUAUACAUUUUUCAACCAGUCAUGGCAGUUAAGCCAUUGAUAAUAAUUAUUACUUUAAAAAUUUAGAAAUUUAAAAAAAAGUACAGUAGAAACCCCAUAAUGCGAACCAAUUGGCACGGGGGUGGUUAGGAAAUAGGAUAACCUAUUUUUCAGUUGGAUAACAAAACAGUCCUAUGAAAAGGUUGUGUUAAAGAAGUUACGAGUAUUAGACUAUAAUAUUACAUUAUACAUGUUGGUGAUUUCUUUUACAAUGUUUUAUGUACAGUAAUGAUCAAUUUGUUUUUUCGUUGUUUGUAUAACAAUGAUUAUCAAUGCUCCAUGCCAUAUGCAUUGGAUACAGUAAUAAUAGAAAAGACAGGGUCAGUUCGGAUAACAUUUGGUACAAUCAACAUUUUAAAGUAACAAUUUUAUUGACAUUGGAGUUGUUGUCAUGAAUGUUAAGGAGGUUACAAUAAGUUUUUUUCCUUGUGUACAGUAAUUAGUAAUGUAUCCAAAUCUGUUUUAAUUUAUGCAAAGCCAAAGACAAUAUACUUGUUAGUGUCAGGGGUAAUGUUGUUAAAAUGAUACAAGUAUUUUCAAUGGGGUGCAUCCAGUAAGGUUGACUCUGUUGACAAAGUUUAUGUUUCCUUGAGAGAAUAUCUUGUUGCCUAAAUGACAGGAACAUUCAGCUUCCACCAAUCCCGGUACCGGACAUUACAUUAAGCCACUCCGAACUGGCAUUAUUGAAACUGAACUAUUGAUUUUUUUUUAUUACUAGCUAUGCCAUGACCGUGGCUACCUUGUAACACAAGAGGAGUUGGACCAAACCCUGGAUGGUUUCAAAGCACAAUUUGGUGACAAACCCAGGUAUGGGAUUAUAUGAUUAUGGCAUAGUUAAUUUUAACAAUAAGUUGUAGUUGUACAUGAGUGGUUGUUUCCCCUCAUAAGUUAAGAGAUCAAAAUUCAGUUCUGAUGCCUAGAGUAUAUUAUGAGAAUUACCGUAUAUACUCGCAUAUAAGCCGAAUUUAGAACUAUAAAAUACAUUACUGAAAUCAGGGGGUAGGCUUAUAUGCGCAUAAAACAAAAUGGACACAAGGACAGACACAAAUGCCAAUUUUCCAGCCGCACAUUUUCAUCGCUUUCUGACUCUUUAUUUGGUUGUGAGAACAGUGUACUAAUAUAUAUAUAAAAUAAAAUGAGUAAAACAGAGUAGGGUUAAACCUGAAAAAAUAAACGCAACAAAACAGCGAAUGUGUCGGCAGAAAGCCUUCGUCAGCGAACAAAACAACAGAAAAAACGGUAUAAAAAUAAGAAAUAGCACUUAGCUGGUAAGUAGUAUCUGUGGGCAGCAAUAGAAGUGUCAAUAGUAUAUAUUAUAUAUACAGAGGUGUCACUUCAAAGAAUUUAAUGUAUGCAUAGCUGAUAAUUAUACUGAGUAUGAAAGAGCAGAACACGUUUUUGUGUCAUUCCAAAAGGUAAACAAACUGGUAUGUAACAUAAAAGUAAGCAUUUUACAUCUUUACAGUAAAAAAUUUCUAUGAACCAAAAAUAUGGAGUAAAAUUAGACCAUUGUAUGGUCGGCUUAUAUGCGGGAUUUUGCAAAAACUGGCCAUUUUAAAGCAGUUUUAGGGGGUCGGCUUAUAUGUGAUGUAGGCUUAUAUGUGAGUCUAUACAGUACCUUUUUUUGUGGCAGAAUAUCAGGUAUGAGAGACCUAGACACUAAUAAAAUAACAUUUUGGCCACAGGAAUAGAAUCUUGACUGAGAAAAAUGUAUAUUCCAACCCUAAAUUUUACCACAGAUAGAAUGCUGUUAUUAAUCUUAUUAUUUUAUUUCUACAGUGAAAGAAAACCUAGUCGCAGUGAUUUGAUUGUACUAGUAGCACACAAUGAUGACCCAACUGGUAGGAAAAUAUAACAGUUGCAUACUCUGGUCUUUCUUUGAAAUUGCAAAUUUUUCUUCAAUAAUUGUACAAAUAGAAUCAAAUAAACAAUCUACUUGAGUACCAGUACCAGUAAUAUUUUAUGCUGUGAUGUUAUCAAAAAUAUUAUUUUUUACAUGUGCCAAGGCAUAAUUUUGAAUACAUUAAAAUUUUUGCAUCAACAGAUCAGAUGUUCGUGUUUUUCCCGGAUGAGAGCAAAGUGGGAAUUAAAACAAUCAAGACCUACUGCCAACGAAUGCAGGAAGAAAACAUUAUGAGAGCCAUUAUUGUUGUACAGACAGGCAUGACACCAUCUGCUAAACAGGUAAAGGGCUAUUAAUACUUUUUAUAAUAGUUUGGGGGGGGGGGGGAGAUUUUUACCCCAAAUAAAUUAAGGGCUGGUUUAUUUCUAGUAAUUUCUCUGUUUUUGGACUUAUAACUAUCUGAAGGCUGAAAUUUGCAAGUUUUAUUUAGGUGAAUUUUACAUUUUCCUGUAUUUUUACUGAAAUAUUUUUUUCCGUGAAUAUUUGCAGUUGCUUGACUCAACAACAUUAAAUUAAGUUUACAAAAGUAUUUAAAGUUAAAGCCUCAUUUUUUCUGUAACAUAUUGAAGCUGCCAACUGUUCUUUUCAGGCUCUGGUUGAAAUGGCUCCAAAAUAUAUCUUGGAGCAGUUUAUUGAAUCUGAGUUGCUCAUCAACAUAACAGAGCAUAUGGUGAGAGAUUUUCCCCUUCUAUUACUAUUAGUAUUACGCUCAAGAUUGUAGUUGUCAGCUCUUAACCUCCCAAAUGCCACAGUUUUUUUUAGACGGGAAUAUUGCAGUUUUUACAGACUUAAAAAUAUACAGCAGGUACUUAUUUCCUUUAAUGCAGAUUUUUUAAAGAUACAAUUUUACAUGCUGUCACGCUUGAUUAACCAAGUAGAAUUUUCUUUCCAGUAAGUAAAUGAGGCCACUGGGCAUUUAACUCUAACAAAUUAUUAAUCUUCACGAUUAUUUCAGUUAGUGCCAGAGCACAAAGUGAUGACACCAGAAGAGAAAGUGGAACUGUUGAACAGAUAGUAUCCUUUUAUCAAAACUUGGCAUGGAGGGGAUAGGGUGGUGGAUAUCACUUGUGAAUGAAUAUAAUGCAAACUUGUUUUCUGGCUUAUCUUUUGAUAACACAUAAAUAUUUGAAGGUAAAACUAGAACUUUAUAACAUACAACUUUGAAGGUUAAAUCUAUUUCAUACAAAUUUGAAGGUAAAAUCUAUUGCCUGCAAAUUUGAAGGUAAAAUGUAUUGCAUAAAAAUUUGAAGGUAGAAUCUAUUCACAUUGCCAUUUACUUGGAUGUUUCCACCUUAACUUUAACCAGUAAAUUAAAAGAAUCACAGUUACCUAGGAUUCAACAAGGUGAUCCAGUCGCUCGUUACUUUGGUCUUAAAAGAGGACAGGUGUGUAGAUAUUUCAAAUUUUUAUUUCAACCUUAUAGGUACAAUAUGCAAACAAAAAAAAGUAGAGAAAAUAAUGAACAUUUCCAACAAGUCUUUAAAUAUUAUUGCAAUGGAAGAGCCUAAAGAUUUAUGACAAGCAUUAUGUUUAAUUACGGUACCUCCACUGCAUUGUUUAUAUAAAUAUUGUUCACGGAAAAUAUAUGGAAGAUUUAAAAUAAAAAAAUGGUCCUUAAUACAAAUAAAAGAUUUUUCAGUUUGAAACAUAAAACUUUUAAACAUAUUUUACUGAACACAGAUGAAAUGAACUUAAUUAUUAACAAAUGUGUGUCUGUCUCUAAUUUUACAGGUUGUCAAAAUUAUCAGGCCGAGUGAAACUGCUGGCCGCUAUGUCAGUUAUAGAUUAGUUGUCUAGUAUCAAGCAUUUUGAGUUGUAUGAGUGAGAGUGGAUUGACUGUAUUGUUGAAAGCCUUUAAUGUAUGACAUGUCCUGAUAUUUCAAUGUAUUUUAAAUCACAUUUAAUUUGUUGAUAUAAAAAAAAAAACAUUAAUAAAUUUGUUUAAAAUCUUUUCUUGUAUUUUCUUUAAAAAAUUUUUAUAUUUUACAUUAAUUUUUAAUUAUGUGGAAUGAUUCAACAUCUAUACUUGUGGCAAUGAACUUGACGAUACUGCAUACGGCUCCGUUCAAAUAUUUUUUUUAAAGCAAAUGACAUGAAGCUUAUGUAUUCAACAAUACAUCAGCCUGUGCCUUCGCACACUCCCCCUUUUCAAUUAAAAUACCAGGAAUGAAGUCAGGGAGUUCUACUAACAUAUGAAUGAUGUCAAUUGAUUAUUUUUAUGUACAGCUGUGAAAAUGGAAUAAUUAUACUAACUUUAAGCUCAUCCAGCUCUGUGGAAACUUCAUUGUGUUAUAUUUUUUUAGCUUUUUUUUUGUUACCGGUAAUUUAAAUAAUU
Messenger RNA from Lymnaea stagnalis (great pond snail), 6123 nucleotides. NCBI's taxonomy places the organism in Eukaryota, Metazoa, Mollusca, Gastropoda, Lymnaeidae. The record is from the annotation of a GenBank genome assembly.